AUGAGCUUCCUUCGCCCCAUGUCGAUGCUGCGUUCGGCAGCUCUACGACCCGCACUUUCGGCGGCCCCCCGUGCCCGUAUACAAGUCCGCUUCGCGACCUCAGAUUACGGUUCUGGUAAGGGCAACCCAGCUGGAGAGUCACCGGAGAAGCAGGGCCAGAACCCCAGCGAGAACCUCGAGCAUCCCGGCCCCGCGCCGCCCAAGGUUGCCCAAGGCCAGUCUUCGUCGUCGCCAAACAAGGACGGCAACUCAAACCAGAAUGAGUCUCCCAAGCCCACAUCAGAGUCGCCGGCUCCUUCAUCAAACAAGUCUGGCAAGCGCGAGUUCUCGACAUUUGCACGCCAGAUGAAGGACAGCAAAGAGCCAGCCGUCAAGCAGGGUCAAGACAACAAGCCCAGCCCCAACGAAGUCAAAGGUGCGAAACCCAAAAUUCUCAACGAAAACCCUCCUGCACCCGAAGAAGAGGGCGAGGAUGUCAAGCAACACAACAAAGACAUGGAUAACCGGGCGGAACAGGCGCAUGAGAAGGUCGACAACGAGGAAGCAGAGAAGGACAAGGUGCCUGCCAGCUUCUGGAAAGGCGAAGGUGGACGAAGUGGAUCUGAAGGCCCGCACAUCAUGAGGUUCUCCAUUACGUCCACUCUCGUGGCAUCGCUUGCUGCUACAGCAACGGCCAACAGCUGGUUUGGAAGCGCCGUCUACGACAAGUGGCAUGAGACGGAGCUUGAGCGCUGGCUGAGCGACCACGGCGUUCCCCACCCCAGCCCCUCUGACCGCAAGAACCUCCAGUCGACGGUCAAGGCCAACUGGAACGACAAGGUUGUGACUCCCUACACCAGCUGGGAUGCACAGACUCUCCAGAACUACCUGACGCUCAAGGGCCAGCAGGCCAAGAAGGGCACUGAGAAGGAUGCCAAGAGCCUCGCUGAGCAGGUCAAGGUCUACUGGACUGAGACUGAGGACUCGGCGAACCAGGCCUAUGGUAGCAUCAAGGACUGGAUCUUCGAUUCUUGGUCGGACUCCCAGCUCAAGGCUUUUGCCGACAAGCACGGCAUCCCCGUCCCCCAGCCCCGCCAGCGUGACUCUCUUCUCGCAGCCGUCCGUGACAACUACCAGUCCGCAGCCGAGAAGGCCAAGGAGACUGCCAACUACCCCGGUGACUGGCUCUACGCUUCCUGGUCUGACUCUGACCUCAAGGCUUGGUUCGACGAGCGCGGUUACAACGUUCCCCAGCCCAGCACCCGCGACUCGAUGAUUGCUGCUCUCCGCCGUCAGUCUCGUCUUGCUAGCCAGCAAUCCCAGAGUGCCUACGCUUCCGUUUCUUCCGCUGCUGCCAACGCUCAGCAGAGCCUCAGUGACGCCCUUCUUGACUCUUGGUCUGACAGCCAGAUCAAGGAGUGGGCUGACAAGAACGGCAUCAAGGUUCCCCAGGGUUCCAAGCGUAACGAGCUCAUCGCUCUUGCCCGCAAGCACCGCGCUCGUCUCUACGGCGACAGCGCUUCUGCCUCUGCCGAAUCUGUUUCUGCUUCUGGUGCUUCCGCUUAUGGUGCCGCUACCUCCAAGGCCGGCAACCAGUACGCUGCUGCCACCGGUGGAUUUGCUUACUACACCGACUUGAUCAAGCAACAGAUUGGUCUCGCUGAGGCUAGCGUUGCCUCCGCUACUGAUGCUGCCGGAUCCAGCGCCAGCUCCCUUACUGGCGCUGCUGCCAAGGCUGCUUCCUCAUCCUCGUCCUCUAUCUCUAAGUCGGCUGCUAGCGCCAACGCCGCUGCCUCCUCAUCUGCUUCCAGCGCUUCCUCUGUUGCCUCAAAGUCUGCCCAGAGCGGAUACGAUGCUGCUGCCGCUAGCGCCAGCUCCGCCUCUGCCUCUGCUAAGCAGGAGUUACUUCAAUUUACUACAUACAUCAACGUACACAUAUACCUAAUCUUAUAUCUACCAUUCGCGCUUCGCACAUACGCCAAAAUGAAGACCUUCACCCUCCUUUGCCUUUUCGCCUCCGCCAUCGCAGCUCCAGCUCCCCAAGCCUCUGCCACCACCAACUGCGCCGCCAUCCAAACCAAGCUCGAGCAAGGCAUCCAAGCCAACCUCGACAUUCAAGCCCAAGAGCUAAAAGGCGUGUACGCCCUAAAACUUCAAGGCGGAACCGCCGGCUUCAACGCCACCCAAACCUCCGUUCUUGCAAUCCAACAACGCGGCGUCGACAUCCGCGCCAACAACCAGAAACUUGCCAAGGAGAUCAACAGCCCAGCUGCUGAUGGACUAGCAAUUGUAGCUGGUGCGCAGACCAAGGAGAUUGAUCAGGUCAAGAGUUUGAAGGGUAAUGCAGCGGUGGAUGGAGAGACGAUCAAGAUGUUGGUGCAGGAGGUCAUGGAUGGGACGAUGCAGAAUCAGAAGAACUUACAGGCGGCAAAGGGUCAGGUUUGUGCGAAGUAG
Messenger RNA from Alternaria burnsii, 2433 nucleotides. RefSeq lists its product as uncharacterized. The record is from RefSeq and is a predicted model, not a curated record. The transcript is spliced from 7 exons. Bases 1 to 2433 code for a protein of 810 amino acids. Lineage: Eukaryota; Fungi; Ascomycota; Dothideomycetes; Pleosporales; Pleosporaceae.